AUGCUGGAGAUUUGGGGUUUUGUGAAACCCUCAUUUUUGAGAAGAUCCAGAAAGGCGUUAGGCUUGACGGGUGUGCCGAAAUGGACUUUCUUAGAAGCAGCAAUGGCGUCUUCCGGCGACAAACCACAUGAGUCGACCAGAAUUGUACGUAGUAGCGCCGGAAGAUUGGGCGGCGGCAUGUGUUCCAGCAAGCAUACAUCCCAGGCUCCACAAGUCCAAGGAGUAAUCAUAAUCUUGCAAAUCCACAAGAAGUUCAUGGCCCUUAAAAUAUCUGCUCAAGAUAGGUCACCAAACUUAAGUGAAGGCAGUCAGCUAGAAGAAAUAGGGUUGACUUAUUAA
Molecule: messenger RNA, 339 nt
Organism: Striga asiatica
Lineage: Eukaryota; Viridiplantae; Streptophyta; Magnoliopsida; Lamiales; Orobanchaceae
Source: the annotation of a GenBank genome assembly